AUGGCGUUGGCUAAUAUACUUCUGAGAGCAAUGUGGUAUCAGAUCAACACUGGACACCAUGCAUUGAAAGGAUUUCCAUGGCAACCAUUGUUUCCUAAAGACCUGAUCAAAUCAGCAUUAACAAAUGUUUGGUCUGCUAUCAGAAAUGCGUGUGCUAAACAACUGGUUCACAUUGUGGGGUAUUUCAAGGUGGGAGAUCAGGAGUUACUCUUCAACAGUUUAGUGAAGAUUUGCAAGUGUGAUAAAAGUACAUGGCAAGCCAAAGAGGGUGCUAUUAUGGGUAUCAACGCUAUGAUUCUUCAAUGCAAGGAUGGGACAAGUUCUCGCUCACAGACCCCCCAGUUUGUACUGGAGUCCGACUCUCAGAUUUGUGGACAACCCACAUCGCCAGGUUUUAUAUCUAGACAGAUACAUGCAGUGGUGUUUACCUUGCUGUCAAACCCACAACUGACCAUCAGAGAGAAUGCAGCCAAAGCUUUGUCAGCAUUCAUUUCCUGUUCUGAUGCCAAGGAAGCACUGUCAACAUUAGAAAAGGUUAUUUCUGUUUUGUGGAGCGAGGUUAACAAAAGCCAAGCAGAAAAACAUCAUAGGAAUGUGCAAUUACCGGUGAAGUUUCUGGAUGCGUAUGCUGCAGAAGGGAUUUUAGAUGUCUGUCUUUUCCUUGUAAAGGUGCUGCCCCUGCCACACCUCCUUCCUCGCUGGCCUCGAUACCUGUCCACAUUUCUGUUGUACCUGUCCCAUCCUGCUUCCACUGUUCGACAGGCUGCCAGCAACAUAUUCAAAUAUCUAGUUGCCAAAAGUAGUCACAGUGCUGUGCUGGUGAAACUAGUGCUUCAAGCUUUAACAGAAGGCUGGGAACCUAGUCUUGAUGCUCUUGGUCGGGAGGAAAAAUACAGUGACGUCUCAAGUCACUACACCCGGCCCUCAGUCUCGGAGGCCACAGAUGGCAGUAUCCUUGAAACAUGGGAGAGCAGAGAAGGAAGACUCUUUGCCUAUGAGUUUAUCAUGAAGUUUUUGAUAAAGAACCAGUCUAGCUAG
Molecule: messenger RNA, 1038 nt
Organism: Pecten maximus
Lineage: Eukaryota; Metazoa; Mollusca; Bivalvia; Pectinida; Pectinidae
Exons: 10
Coding region: 1-1038 (345 amino acids)
Source: RefSeq, a predicted model, not a curated record